Schistocerca cancellata (South American locust) is the source of this 2466-nucleotide messenger RNA. RefSeq lists its product as uncharacterized. The record is from RefSeq and is a predicted model, not a curated record. Lineage: Eukaryota; Metazoa; Arthropoda; Insecta; Orthoptera; Acrididae. The coding region runs from base 13 to 393 and encodes 126 amino acids. The transcript is spliced from 2 exons.
GGCGGUAACAGAAUGGCAUAUCUGGCGUUUCUGAUGCUCGCUGCAUUCCUCAGCAACACUGCUGCCGCUCCGGCCCAGAAUACACCAGCCACAACGAACUCAGCACUUGGAAUCGAUGUCUCACCGAGUGCAGAACUGCCACAGACCAGCGGACAUGACCAGCACGCUGUAAACAGAGAGGAAGACGACGCCUAUUUUUACACCUACGACGGCAAUGACACGGACGCAGCGGCACCGACCGGCGUGGAAGACGAGUACGCUGCCGGCGGCGACGACAUGGAUACCGCGGCGUCCAUGGCGUUCCGGCCGCUGUUCCGCUACCGGGCGCAGCAGAGGAACCGCCGGCGGAUGCGCGCCGAGCGCCGCUACCGCAGCAGCAGGAACCACUGGUGAUGCGCCGCCUUAGGACCGAGCCGACAGCAUCGUCUAUUGGCGAGCCGUGCCGUCAGCGUAACACGUCCAGGAACCAGCGUACACGAGGUCGCUGUAUUGUACCUGCACCACUCCACAUUUGUCAAUAUCUCUUCAUCGAGUUCCUUUCUUGCCAAUAAAGGGCUUUCACAUAGUUACAGGUUUAAAUUACCUCCGGGGAAUUCAGGAGACGACUGCCUGAAAACUACAACACACAGUGAAAGAUACAGGUUUCAGUGGAUACAGCAUCUCUCCAAGUUUUGAUUCGUGAUACGACCUGCAGAGUAGUCGCAAAGCGCAACACUAGCAGGCAAACGUGUCAGAAUAUGAAGGCCAGUGGUCCUCAAACUUUUGUGCUCAAGAGUGCUGACAUCGUGCGGCGUCACUUCGGGUCGUAAAUGUAACGAGCUUGUUAUUAAUUGGUAACCUAGAUAAAUUACUGUGUUAUGAAUCUCCGAUGGACGAGUUAAGGAUGGACACGAUGAGAUUGGCGCCCACCCCCAAAGUACUGAUCGGUAAAAGUCGCCACCAUUCGGAACACUUCGUGUGGCCUGUGCUCUGUUCCAGAUUGCUGCCACCUUAGCGACUCGAAAAUUGAGACACUAUAAUUACCGGACGAAGUAUUGCUGUUUUGUCUGUAUGUAUGGACGAUUAACUGAUUAAUAACAGUAAUUGUAUUUAUACUUAAAUGAAUUAUGCAAUAUGAGACAAGAUCACCCAUGUUUGCUACAUGUUUUGAAUGUCAUUUUUCUGUUACCCAUUGUAUUGCAUGACAAAAUCCUUAAUUUAAUUCCAUAUUCCUUGCUACAGACGUGUACCGCUUUUUCUGAGGAUAGUCUGUAACGUACAGUCAUGACAUGUUACUUUCGUUUGAGUCGUCAGUAAUGGAAGAGAAACAAAACAUUAACUCCUCAUAUCAUGUAACUCCGGAAGAACGAAGCUACUUACCCCUCAGCCCCUGUGGUAAGAGGUCAACUUAGCCGAAUUCAUCAGCGUCAAUUUAAAUGAAACAUCUCUUAAAACAUUAUUGUCUCUGUAAGUAGAUUUAUAUGUUACUCACGAGGGAAACUAUACUCUUCAGAAGCUCUUAACGUUAAUUGACGUUUUUGGAUUCAGGUGUUAGUUGCUAUAUGCAUACGAGUAUUUCGUAAAACACGGCUGAGAGCCGCGGUUCGCACGAAUACUUGAUUGUGGCCGCAGCUUGAUGACCAAAGAUGUAGACAAAUCUGCUGCUUCGUAGCGUCGCAUUGAUUUAGCUCGCUCCUGCAGGUAGGCAGACUAGUGAGCAGAUCUCCAAAGCGGGUUGCUGGCGUUGUGCCUCCCCAGGCAGCAGCGAUUGUGAGUUCAGUGAAUUGCACGUACGUGCUCUUGCGCCUGUUUUGACGUUUUCUGCGUCACAAACAAUGCUCAUACUGAACAUCUGCAACGUGACGUAAAAGCUUGGAAAGAUCCUCCAUCCACUUAUACGUCUGUUUUGUGUAUGUGUUGUAGUAUUCGUCCAGUCGUCCUCUGCAACCCAGUGGGCAUCAUGAAUAUCCCUGCAUUUACAGAUGCAUGGUUCCUUUGUCUCAAGUGAAAUGGUGUGAUCACCAUAUGCACGCUAUAAAUACUUUGAAUUCCACCCUCACUGUUUUUCUUACUGCUGCGUUAUGAACAAUGCUACAUGAUAACCACCAAACAACACUAGAAGAGUUCUUCUAUGUAUCCCCUAAGACUGGUGAACUUCGUACUUGAAGGCAAGUCUAUGAAAUUGAAGACGAAAGGGAAAAUUGGCCAAUAGUACCACCACCGCAUUGCGACUUAAUAACAACUGUCAUUAGUAAUUUAGUACGUGCUUCGGCAAAACUUUUGUAUUGAUUUAUUUUAUAAUGAACCUACUUUUAUAUUGUGUGAUAUACUCACCGCUGAAGUAGUUUCAGUAAUUGGAAGAGCUGAAAACAACUUUGAGUGUAACUGAUUUAAAAAAAGUGUUGGUUGUAUUCGACACCACUGCAUUGUAUCUUAGUAAUAAUAAUUUACAUGCUUUAACAGACCAUUUGUAAGGAUUUUGUUGAA